This is a messenger RNA of Labeo rohita (rohu), 2654 nucleotides long. RefSeq names its product serine/threonine-protein kinase D3. The record is from RefSeq and is a predicted model, not a curated record. Bases 122 to 2557 code for a protein of 811 amino acids. Gene Ontology annotation, molecular function: ATP binding; protein serine/threonine kinase activity. The transcript is spliced from 18 exons. Gene Ontology annotation, biological process: protein phosphorylation. NCBI's taxonomy places the organism in Eukaryota, Metazoa, Chordata, Actinopteri, Cypriniformes, Cyprinidae.
CUGUCUCAGCUGCCUGUCGUUUGUCGGCUGAAGCUCUCACACAAGGAAGCCAGAGCAGCGGCAGAAACGUCUGAAACGGGGCUGCGAGAUGUGCUAGUUCGAACUCACCAACGUGAAGAAAAUGGCUGCCAACUCAAACCACCGCCCAAAAAGUGUUGAUAUCAGCUGUUAUGUCUCUGGUUCUUUCUCUCAGCUGUCCAUGCGGCCCGAAUCCUCAGCACAGGGGCCCAUGCGUGUCCACUUUCAGAUCGGGCUCCUCAAAGAGGACGUACGGAUCCCUGAGGGACGCCUCAGUUUACACCAGGCGAAGCAUCUCGCAGCCGAAAUCAUUGAGAGAAAGGCUCCGGAGUGCAGUGUCGUGGGUCUCGAGGAGAAGCUGCUGUUAUUCAGACAUGAGCCGAACACAGAGCAGAUCUUACAGAAACUCACUGAAAAACACGACAUACGGGAUGGAGAUCUGCUGGAGGUGGUGCUCGCUGGAACAGCUUCAGUGACGGAGACAAAGUACCGCCCACAUUCUCUGGUCGUCCAUUCAUAUCGCACACCUACGUUUUGUCACUACUGUGGUGAGAUGUUAUGGGGACUCGUCCGGCAGGGCCUGAAAUGUGAUGGCUGCGGUCUGGAUUUCCACAAGCGCUGUGCGUUUAAGUUGCCAAACGAUUGCUCUCGCGUGUAUCGCCGAUGCGGCCCGAGCCUGUCGCUGUUUCCUCCUGGACGGCCGCGAACCCCAUCGCUCUCCAAUCACACAGGCGGGAGUCUGGAGGAGAUCAGCCUGUCAAAGCCGUCACGCUCGCGUCCACCUUCCUGGGCCGACGUGCCGGUGUCUGUGGGGCUGUCGGAGGGGAAGGAGGCCCAACCGCGCGUCCCGCACACCUUCCACAUUCACACCUACACCAAACCCACGGUCUGCCAGUACUGCUUUCGGCUGCUCAAGGGCCUCUUCAGACAGGGCAUGCAGUGCUCCGACUGUAAGUUGAACUGUCAUCGCAGGUGUGUGUCUCUUGUUCCUCCCAACUGUAGGGGUGAGAAAGCAAAUGGAGAAGAGCCUGAUGAGAACAUGACAGUGGUGACGUUAAACGAACUUUAUGAAGAGCUGCGAUAUAAAGACCCGCCGGUCACGGACAUGCCGCUGCAGACGCCUGUCGCGCCGUGUUUCAGCAGUAAUAUUCCUCUGAUGCGAGUGGUGCAGUCAGUCAAACACAGCAAGAGAAGAAACAGUGGAGUGCUGAAGAAAGGCUGGUUGGUCCAUCAUACCAACACUGAUACAAUGAGAAAACGUCACUACUGGGUAUUAGAUGGGAAAAGUAUCACCCUGUACCCGAAUGAAAUCAGUAUUAAGUACUUUAAGGAGAUUUCUCUCUCAGAGGUGCUGCAGGUUCGAGGUCCGGCUCAGCUCACUGUUCCAGUGUUGCAGGGCAACAGCGCACACUCGUUCGAGCUGGUGACGGGAUCACUAGUGUACUGUGUGUUUGCGGAUCAGGACAGCCCGUCUUGGGAGUCAGCUCUCAGUCAGGCCCUCAGGCCGGUGCAGGGCACCGUAUGCCACAUGACAAACAACACCGGUGACGGAAAGAGCAGUGAAGAGAUCCAGGACAUCAGUGAGAUCUAUCAGAUCUUCUCUGAUGAGGUUUUGGGUUCGGGUCAGUUCGGGGUGGUUUACGGAGGCACUCACAGACACACGGGCCGCCCGGUCGCAAUUAAAGUCAUCGAUAAAACAAGAUUUCCUGUCAAACAGGAGGAGCAGACCAAAAAUGAGGUCUCGAUAUUGCAGAGACUGUCUCAUCCAGGAAUCAUUCAUUUAGAAGGGAUGUUUAAGACAAUGGAACAUACUUUCGUUGUGAUGGAGAAGCUCCACAGUGACAUGUUAGAGGUGAUCUUAUCUCACGAGAAUGGACGUCUGACUGAACGCACCACCCGUUUUCUGGUCACCCAGGUUUUGGAGGCUCUGCGGUAUCUGCACAUGAGGGACAUUGCACACUGUGACCUGAAACCAGAAAAUGUGCUGCUGGCUUCACCUGAACCAUUUCCUCAGGUCAAACUGUGUGACUUUGGUUUCGCUCGGAUUAUCGGACAGAAGUCGUUCCGGCGAACUCUCGUCGGGACGCCUGCGUAUCUGGCACCUGAGGUCAUCUGUAGCAAGGGUUACAAUCGUUCUCUGGACAUGUGGGCCGUAGGUGUGAUUUUAUAUGUCAGUCUGAGUGGAACUUUCCCCUUCAAUGAGGACGAGGACAUUAAUCAGCAGAUCACCAACGCUUCCUUCAUGUAUCCACGCCAGCCGUGGUCCCUCAUCUCACUGGAGGCGGUGAAUCUGAUCAAUAACCUGCUGCAGGUGGUGGUGCGACGCAGGUUUACUGUUGGCAAAGCGAUGGGUCAUCCCUGGUUUCAGAACUUCCAGAUGUGGUGUGACCUGCGUGAGUUUGAGCAGAGGAUGGGAUGUCGCUAUCUCACGGUUGAGGCGGAAGACGAGCACUGGAGAUCCUACACAGUGGAGAAAGGCCUCAGUUUCCCAGAGCAUUUAGUAGAAGCAGCCAAUGAAGAGCAGAAACAACAGCUAUGAGCCACUUAGAUUUUACACAAAUACAACUGUGAAUAUUGUAUUAUAUCAGCAACUGUGAAUCUGCAGUGUUGUAGAAUGUCGACGUAUUUUUCAAUAA